AUGCUUUUACGAUCAUCUGUAAUUCGUCGUACUGUUUAUUAUUUAUUUAUAAUAAUCACAAUUACUUAUAUUGUAUAUAAAACAUAUGAUUAUUAUGAUGAAGGUUAUUUCAACAUUUUUGAUUCAAGUGAUCCUAUUAAACGAUACAAUAAAUAUACAUAUAAAACCGGUGAUUUGAUUCCAGUAUCGGGCUAUAAAAUUCUUCAAUCUGUUGCAGAUCCUUCAUCACAAAAGAUUCAUGAAUUAUAUACUCAUCUUGAUGGAUACAAUGAAUUAAAAGAUUAUUUUAUAUUUUUUCCCGAAGAAUUUUAUCAUAUUACAUUAACUAAAUUGAUAAAUAAUCUAUCUAUAACAGAUAAACAAUUAGAAAAAUUAGAAAAUGAACAAGAUUUACUUGAUAAAAAUAAUACACAAACAAAAUGUAUUGCUAAAAAAUUACGAUUUAUUGAUAAAAAUGAAAUACGUUUAGAAGUUGAAUUAAAAAAUGAUUAUAUUGAUGGUUAUCUUAAACAUUUGCGAAAACGAUGGGAUGAAAAUUUUUCUGAAUUAAUUACAGAACAUUGUACAUCAUUUUAUAUACCAUUAGCUUAUCAAUAUAAAGAUAUACCGAAUGAAUAUCUUUUGAAUCGAUUCAAUGAAACAUUAGAACAAUGGCAUGACAUACCAUUUGAAAUUGAACUUAAUUCUAUUGACAUAUGUUCAUAUGCAAGCUUACUAAAUUAUGACACUAUUCUGGCUGAUGUUGACGAAGAAAUUUAA
Messenger RNA from Rotaria sp. Silwood1, 759 nucleotides. Lineage: Eukaryota; Metazoa; Rotifera; Eurotatoria; Philodinida; Philodinidae. The record is from the annotation of a GenBank genome assembly.